Molecule: messenger RNA, 756 nt
Organism: Emys orbicularis (European pond turtle)
Lineage: Eukaryota; Metazoa; Chordata; Testudines; Emydidae
Gene: OLAH
Product: oleoyl-ACP hydrolase
Exons: 6
Coding region: 1-756 (251 amino acids)
Biological process (GO): lipid biosynthetic process
Source: RefSeq, a predicted model, not a curated record
AUGGAGAAGGUUGUUGCUUGUCUAUACAGAAGGCCUAACGCGCUUUAUAGGCUGAUUUGCUUCCCCUGGGCUGGAAGUGGCGCUACCCAUUUUGCAAAAUGGGGCAAACUCUUUGACAACUCAAUAGAAGUGUAUUCUGUAAGGCUUCCUGGAAGAGGCUCUCGUGCUAAUGAACCUUUUGCAAAAGACAUGAAAACUAUUGUUAAUGACAUUACUAGUGUUUUGCUUCAAGACUUGCAAGAGAAACCUUUUGCAUUUUUUGGUCACAGUUUUGGAUCAUAUGUUAGUUUUGCAGUUGCAGUACACUUGAAAAAAAAAUAUGGACUACAACCAGAGCAUCUUUUUAUAUCAAGUGCAGGUGCCCCACAUACACCAUAUUGUUAUCCUAUCCACACCAUAAAAGACCAAGACGAAGAAGAAAUUAUCAAAGUGAUACAGUCUCUUGGAGGUACUCCUCCUGACUUUCUGCAGAACAAAAAUAUUAUGAAAGACUUCAUUCCUGCAUUAAAAGCAGAUGUUGCAGUUGUUCAGGCCUUUCUCUCUGAGGAACUGGUAAUGGAUGGUCUCUCUUGUGACCUUACAUGCUUUGGUGGGUCUGAAGAUUUGCCAUAUGAUUUAGAAGCAUGGAAGGAUGUAACAAAUGGAGAUACCAGUAUUCACAAGCUUCCUGGAGGACACUUUUAUCUGCUGGACCCUGCUAAUGAAAUUUUCAUGGCAGACCAUAUGACAAAAUGUAUAGAAACUGUUGAUCUCUGA